ACAUAAUUUCGUGCCUUCUGUGUAGUUUAGAGCUCCAAGAUGAAAAUCACCAGCAGUCUCCAGUACUUGUCCAGUCAUCCUUACCUCAGACGUUUGGGGAGUCGACGAUUUUUCUCGACUCAGAAAAGUUCCUGGCCAAAGAGCGUACGCAUCGUGGAGGUGGGCCCCAGGGAUGGGCUCCAAAAUGAGCCAAAGAUCCUGCCAGCUGCUACCAAAAUAGAACUCAUAAAUCGCCUGUCGGACACUGGCCUUAAGACCAUUGAGGCUACAAGUUUCGUCAGCCCAAAGUGGGUGCCACAGAUGGCGGACAAUAUGGAGGUGCUGAAGGGGAUUGCGAAGAAGGCGGGUGUCUCAUAUCCUGUUCUCACGCCAAAUAUCAAGGGCUUCGAGGCAGCUCUGGCGGCUGGGGCGACGGAGGUGGCAGUUUUUGGGGCAGCCUCAGAGAGCUUCUCCCAGAAGAACACCAAUUGUUCCACGGCGGAGAGCAUUGAACGCUUCAGGGUAGUGUUGGAUGCUGCCAAGAAGGCAAAUGUGCGCGUCCGUGGAUACGUGUCCACUGUUAUUGGUUGUCCCUACGAAGGCGCCAUCGAACCUCAAGCCGUGGCGCGAGUAUCUAAGCAGUUGCUGGACAUGGGUUGCUAUGAGAUCAGUUUGGGAGACACCAUUGGUGUGGGAACACCGGGAACCAUGUCAAAGAUGUUGCAGGAAGUGUUGAAGGUCAUCCCGGCAGAUAAAUUGGCCGUGCAUUGUCACGAUACCUACGGACAAGCCUUGGCAAAUAUUCUCACGUCCCUGGAAUACGGAAUUUCUGUGGUUGAUUCUUCGGUGUCUGGACUUGGAGGAUGUCCCUAUGCUCGCGGAGCUUCUGGCAAUGCCGCCACUGAGGAUGUUGUCUAUAUGCUUCAUGGAUUGGGCAUAGAAACUGGCGUGAAUCUGGAGAAACUUGUGAAUGUUGGGAAAUACAUCUGCGAAGAACUGGGACGUCCCUCGGAGUCCAAAGUGAAUCGCGCGAUGAGGAAGACUAAACCGCAGUGAUAAAUCCUGCGAAAGCUGUGUCCUCAAAGAUUUCUGCAUUUAGCAAGGUAACGCAUGUGAUUCUGUCUUACCAUGUCCAAAGUAGUGGAGAGUAGUUUUGAGUAGUGAAGGUUGACUUCCGCGGGAUGAGGAUGGAAGAUAGCCUGAGAUUUUUAUUGCAAACCGGCAAACAAACGGACACAAUCUUAUCUAUAAUGAAAUAAAAUUUCGUGCAUUGUCUAACAGUUGAUGUGUGUUUGGCGCGGAGAGACAAACACGCUUUGCAGGGCUGCGAGAUAUCAGUUGGGAAGAUGCUCCCCAUUGAAAGUAUCUCUAAAGUGCCCAGACAUUCCAAACUGUACCAGGAUAGUUUGCAAAGUGAAGACUUAGGCCAGCAAUAUCAUGAUCUAAUUUAGAUAGUCCAAAGAUUAUAUGAAUUAUCAGGGAGUGUCAUAGAGAUUUAAUGAGAAAUGUAAAAGUCGCCUUGAAAUACUAUUCUUAGAAAGACUUUGAAAAGUGGUGGGGUGUUGAGAAAUAUGAAUAUUGAUAAGGAGAUCACGUUUAAAGUCGUUUAAGGUGUUAUAUAUGACUACAAUGGGUUGGGCUUUCAUUAUCUUUUUGAUAUAUAAUGUUGUAUAAAAUUAUUGAAUAUUAUUUUUUGAGUCUGUAGAAAAGUGUGCCUAAAGUUUUUUG
Messenger RNA from Phlebotomus argentipes, 1707 nucleotides. Its product is annotated as hydroxymethylglutaryl-CoA lyase, mitochondrial. The transcript is spliced from 3 exons. Gene Ontology annotation, molecular function: hydroxymethylglutaryl-CoA lyase activity. Gene Ontology annotation, biological process: L-leucine catabolic process; ketone body biosynthetic process. The record is from RefSeq and is a predicted model, not a curated record. NCBI's taxonomy places the organism in Eukaryota, Metazoa, Arthropoda, Insecta, Diptera, Psychodidae. The coding region runs from base 40 to 1035 and encodes 331 amino acids.